CAGCAGGCUAUUAAAGGACUUACACACCACAAAGAUUAAUAUUAGUAACAGACAAUAUUUUUCUAAAAUUAUUAUAAUUUUAACAUCAUAUUUUACGUAGUAAAAAAAUAUUGUAUUUUUUUAUAGAAAAUUUGUAUUCAUGUGAAUCUUUUGAAACUUGAGAACAAGUGUAUUUAUUAAGACUAAUAAAAUAAUGAGUUAUCACACAGAUAUCUUAGAUACCACAAAUGUAAGUUUUGAUGGAGAUUUUCAUACACAAAUUAAACAUUUAAUGGAAUACAUUCGAAUGAGUCGAGAUGAAGUGGAAAGAUUACAAUUAUUAUUUAAUGAUUUACAAGAAAUAUUUGAAAAUACUUGGAAAGGUUCUAAGUUAGAGGUGUUUGGAUCAGUUGUAACAGGUCUAGCACUCCGAAGCAGUGAUGUUGAUUGUUUAGUUAAUCUUCCACCAUGGUUGGAUAUGCCAAGGGCAGAUUUUGUAAUAGAAGCUCGGAAGAUAUUACAAAGAAAUCGUAAAUUUCAAAACAUAUUUGCAAUAACAAAAGCUAAGGUCCCUAUAGUGCAAUUUACUUAUGUACCAACAAAUACUCACUGUGAUGUGAGUUUUUCUACCCGUGCUGCAGUUAAGAAUUCCAAACUUCUGGAAUAUUUGAUAUUAAGUGAUGAACGCAUACUUACCCUAAUGGUUCUUGUCAAGUAUUGGUCAAAGAUUCAAUGCUUCACGGGCAUGAACUUAAUGUCAAGUUACAGUCUUACAUUACUAUUCUUAUUUUACUUACAACAAAAGAAUAUUUUACCCUCAAUAAGAAGUUUGCAGCAAAAUGUUACUGAAGAUAUUGAAGAUAACUGGAACACGGCAUUUUCACACUCUGUAAGUAAAUCCAGUAACAACGAUAGCUUGUACACAUUGUUUGGUGGAUUUCUCAAAUAUUAUGAGAAUUUUAAUUUUAAAAAAUAUGUUAUAUCACUGUACACUGGGACUUUAAUUGAUAGAGAGAAAUUUAAGAGUUUAGAAAAUCUACCAGAAGAGUUUGAAUUAUAUAAAAUAAAUGUUACCAGAAAUAUUUGUCAACCAUUGAGGAUUGAUACAAUGAUGUGUAUUCAAGACCCAUUUAACCAUAGCCGCAAUUGCGGUGUUUCUGUUCAUCCCAAGUUGGCUCUUAGAAUUAUUCAUCUUUUUAGUAGUGCAGUCAAAAUUUAUGAAUCAGAAACUGAAGCAAUAUUUUUAAAAAAACUGCUCCACACUAAUGAAAAACCGCUAACUGAAUUUAGGCCCACAUUCAGGAACUUUGUAGCUAAAAAGGGUGGUAUUCAGAAGAACCACAAGCACCAGUGGAACCGUGGCCAGUUAAAACAAAAGGGAAGAAAAUUCAAGCAACAAUUUAAACAUAAUAGAAAUCAGAGAUAAAGUUUAUUUCUGCUUUAUUGUCAUAAGUAUAUUAAAUAAUUGGGGUCAUCACUACGAAGUAUGAAUUUGUGGUGAUGGUACAUCUUUUUGACAAAAUGUGAUUCUCGUAGUUUGAGCAAAUGUUUGAAAUAAAUGUUUUCUACAUU
Messenger RNA from Pieris brassicae (large cabbage white), 1551 nucleotides. Its product is annotated as poly(A) RNA polymerase cid11-like. The record is from RefSeq and is a predicted model, not a curated record. Gene Ontology annotation, molecular function: RNA uridylyltransferase activity. Bases 194 to 1405 code for a protein of 403 amino acids. NCBI's taxonomy places the organism in Eukaryota, Metazoa, Arthropoda, Insecta, Lepidoptera, Pieridae. The transcript is spliced from 3 exons.